Messenger RNA from Solea solea (common sole), 2281 nucleotides. RefSeq names its product solute carrier family 25 member 34 (gene slc25a34). The record is from RefSeq and is a predicted model, not a curated record. The transcript is spliced from 6 exons. The coding region runs from base 392 to 1435 and encodes 347 amino acids. Lineage: Eukaryota; Metazoa; Chordata; Actinopteri; Pleuronectiformes; Soleidae.
GGCACAACUGGAAAUGUAUUGGCUGUGUCCGGAGACGGUGGGAGGAGACUUUGACAAUGAAUGUGCUGAGGGCACAUGUUUACAAUGGUCAAGGCAGAGGGAGAAUGGAGCUGCUAAAGGAUCUGUUUUCUCAAUGAGGUCGCAAACUUCAAGAGAUGGUGCAGCGUUUAAACACAGAGAGAGGGAGGGAGAGAGGGAGAGAGGGAGCUAAUGCAGGUCACCACCACAGCAGCAACAGUGUCGUGUCAUCUGAGACUCGGGAAACCUGAACACUCACACUUGAAUCAUCACAAAAAGCUGAGAGCAUUUGUUUGACUUCACCAAACACACACUUUCUGUUCCCUACACAAUCUUACACAAGAGGAGAAACUGUCAUGAUCACUUCUCAGGGAUGACCAGUGCUCAGCUGCUGGAAACUUCAACCAAAGAGUCUAUGUUUGGUGCUCGGCCUCCUCACAGUAUGACCUCCACUGUGUCCUCAGUCCCCAGUGGGGUUUUCGGACCCUCGCUGCCCCGUCCGGCCGUCUGGCCUCCCCUGGACUUUGCCCUGGGUGCCAUCGCCUGCUGUGCAGCCUGUGUGUUCACCAAUCCCCUGGAGGUGGUCAAGACUCGGCUGCAGCUUCAGGGAGAGCUCCGUGCCCGGGGAUCCUACCAGAGACAUUAUCGUGGAGCCCUGCAGGCCCUGUGGGUGGUGGGCCGCACGGACGGGCUCCGGGGCCUGCAGAAGGGACUCUCAGUCGGGCUGAUCUACCAGGCUAUGAUGAACAGUGUGAGGCUGGGCUCUUAUUCCUACUGUGAAGCUCUGGGAAUCACCUCGUUCCACGGGGGCAGUCUGCUGUCAGGGGCAGCAGCCGGAGCCAUGGGGGCCUUCAUUUCUUCUCCCGCCUACCUUGUGAAGACACACCUGCAAGCUCAGACUGUGGAGGCCAUCGCAGUCGGUCACCAGCAUAACCACCUGGGAGCGUCCGAUGCCUUCGUCACCAUCUACAGACGACAGGGUUUGGUUGGUCUGUGGCGGGGCGUGAACGGGGCCGUGCCUCGCGUCAUGGUGGGAUCAGCUGCUCAGCUGGCAACCUUCACCUCAGCCAAGGACUGGGUGUCACAUUCUCAGUGGUGCAGUCCAAACCACUGGCUCACAGCUCUGGUAGCCGCCAUGAUCAGUGGAGUCGCGGUGGCUUUCACGAUGACGCCGUUUGACGUCAUUAGCACGAGGCUCUACAAUCAGCCGGUGGAUGAAUUUCGCCGGGGUCGUCUGUACCAUGGAUUUUCAGACUGUAUGCUGAAGGUUUGCCAAGCCGAGGGUUUGCUGGGCUUGUACAAAGGCAUGGGGCCCGUCUUCCUGCGCUUGGCCCCACACACAGUGCUCAGCAUGCUGUUCUGGGACAUGAUGAGGCACCAGGCAGCCAAGGACCGCCAGAGCCAAGAACGAAGCUAAAACAGUGCGACGAGUCUUCUCAUUGUCUUAUGACUGAUGUGCUGGACUCGUUUAGAGCCAACGAAGAAAACAAUGAGGAAUUUAAAGCAGUGAUGUGUAACUUUUAAAUAUGAACAAAUGAUUCCAAUGACUUCAGACACCGUUGACUGAGCUCCGCUCGACUCUUUCCGUGUUCCCCAGCGCAGCAGUGUAUCGACCGCAUGUCGCCCGGCACAUAGAACACGAAAAAGGGAUUAAAAUGUUAUUUUUUUAUCAUUUCACUGAGAAUAAACAAAAACAGAGGCUUGAAUAAUUAACGCUGAACAAAAGUUACACAUUGCUCACACCACUUUCAUGCCUUUUAUAUGGUAGUCAGAGCCUGUUCCUCUGCUUCCACUUCUCUGUCAUAAAGUGAACCAGCACUCCGCCCCAAAACUGUCAAACAGAGACUUUAAGUGAGACUUCAGAUACUUGACAGAAGAAGAACACACAUGCUGCACAGACUCUGACUCUUCUUACAUAAUAUGCAGUUGCUGAUUUGCCUUAAAAGAAAAGUCCUGAGUAUUCGCUCUUGGAUCAUUUUACCAGAGAAGUGGUUCUAUAUAUGUAAAUUAACCCCGGAUUACUUAGUGUUCAUUAUCUUCCAUGUCUGCUGUGAUGUGUCACGGUUUUAAUGCAAAACUUUAAUGUUGACAUAAUGUCUGACAUGAACCACUGGUGCUGAAAGCCAAGAAUGCCAUUGAAUUCUGAUGUUUUCAUUUGCAGGAAAGAGAACCUACAUUUAAACAGCAAUUCAUUGUAAUGGUAACAUUAAUAAAGAUGUUUUGUAUAAAAUAUUUCUUUUUGAAAUACAUGAUAUCUAAGGGA